Phytophthora nicotianae INRA-310 is the source of this 129-nucleotide messenger RNA. RefSeq lists its product as hypothetical. Bases 1 to 129 code for a protein of 42 amino acids. The transcript is spliced from 2 exons. The record is from RefSeq and is a predicted model, not a curated record. Lineage: Eukaryota; Oomycota; Peronosporomycetes; Peronosporales; Peronosporaceae.
AUGGCCACGUUUAAGUGCAAUCAUGACAUUCAAGUUCUUCUUGGUGGUAUCGACACUACUGAGAGAAUACACUACUGUUGCAAGUAUAUCGCCAAGCCACAGAAGCAAUUGGAAUCUCAGACCGUUUAA